AUGUAUUAUUUUGCUAUGUAUACAUCCUUGGUGCUAGCCUUGUUACUCAUACCGUUUUUAAUACCUUUAAAAUCGAAGAAUAGGUGGCAUCGUAACAUCAAAUCAUUCCUCAUUAUCGCAUUAAUUGUAUCAUCACUCAUAACACUAACACCUCAAAUUGCAGUUGAUGGAGCUCCCAUUCAUAAAUAUGGUAGUGAGAAAAUAGCAUUUUUAAGUUGCAAUUAUCAAAUAGUAACAACCACUAAGUUCUGUGAAGAAGAUAAUUAUGAAUAUUGUUAUUGUGCUAAUCCUGCCGCUUUAGCCACAAUUUCUCAUUGUUUCGUAGUGGGACAUCCAAAGGAAAUUCACUUAUUCUUGAAUCUGUGUAAAGAAAAUUAUAAUAUCACCAUAACUCAUGAUGAAUUCAGACAAGCUCAUCAUGAUUAUUUACUCAAUUCAAAAUCAAUUGAUGAAAUAGAAGAUUAUUCCCCUGCAAAAGUGGUUCAUUUCCCAGUUAAAAUGAAUGAAUCACAAAUUAUAAGCUUUAAGGAUUCAUUUGAUAGAUACCUUGGGAAUUAUGAUAAGUCAAUAGAUUAUGGUGGAUAUGCAGUUUUAUACUGGGUGGUUGCAUUCAUUAUUAUUGCCGCAUGUAAUUGGUCUAAGAUGUUAUUACCUAGAUUGAUUAGAAAAUAUGCAAAUACAAGACUUUUAAACUGGAUAAGAAAGAAUAUAACUUUACCAGCCACCAAAGGAAGGAGGAAAACUGAUGCUAAACCGAUUUAUGGAAUUUUCGAUAUGUUAAUACCUUCGAGAAUAGAAACUAUUUUAUUAACCGGUUAUUUUGCAUUUUGUUUCUUUUUAACCGUUCAUGAUAUUUCAUAUUCUGAUGAUGAUAUCCUUUUCCAUUCAAGAGAUUUGUCUAUAACUAGAUCUAUUGCCGUUAGAGCAAGUAUCUUAACAAGUCUGUCAAUGCCACUCUUAAUCCUAUUUGGCGGUAGAAAUAACUUCUUACAAUGGUUUACAAAGUGGGAUUAUGCAACUUUCAUAACCUUACAUAGAUGGGUAUCAAGAGUCAUAUUUGUUUUGGUUGUUCUUCACAGUUUGUUUUAUACUUAUUAUCUCGGAGGGAUAUCUUCUCCUGAAAUGAGUGAAAGUUAUAUAACAUGGGGAAAAUUAGGUACAUUUUCAGGUUUAGCAAUCAUGAUACAGGGUUUACUUGUCUUAAGAAGAAAAUAUUAUGAAACAUUUUUACUAUUACAUAUCAUUCUAGCAGCAAUUUUUAUAAUUGGUGCCUGGAUGCAUGUCUUAAACUUAUAUUGUUCGUGGUUUUAUUAUUACACUGCUGCAAUUUGGGCUUUUGAUAGAAUUAUUAGAAUAGGGAGAUUGAUAUCAUUUGGAUUCCAUGAAGCAACUGUUAAACUUUUACCCGAUCAAACUUUGCGUGUCGAGGUUCCAACACCUUCAGAUUGGGAAGCCGUUCCAGGUGGACAUGUAUUUAUCCAUUUCUUAAGACCAAGUAGUUUUUGGCAAUCACAUCCUUUUACAUAUAUAAAAUCCAGCAAUCAAGAAAAUACCAUAGUAUUAUUUAUCAAAGUUAAAAGAGGAGUAACCUAUGAUCUUUUUAAUGAAUUAUCCCAAAAUUCAGGAAACAGUACAAAGAUAAGAGUGGCUGUUGAAGGUUCAUAUGGAGAAUCUCUUCCAGUGAGAUAUUAUGAUAAUUCAGUAUUUAUUGCAGGUGGUAGCGGAAUCCCAGGAAUAUAUUCUGAAGCCGUUAGCAUAUUAAAUGAAUCCCAUGAUUUGAAUCAAUAUAUGAAGUUAAUUUGGAUUAUAAGGGAUUAUCAAUCCAUAAUAUCUUUCUAUGACGAGUUAAUGGCUUUGAAGGAUUGCAAAGUGGAAUUAUGCAUUUACAUUACGAAACCGGAUCUACCAUUGUUUGAAGCUGAAGCAAAUACAAGUACAAGCACUGACAUGCUUUUGAAGAAUGAUUCCUUUAUAAGCUACAACUCAAUAGAGUCAAACUCAGCUAUUAAGAUGGGAUCUGUAAGAAAGCAGAUCAAUAAAGAUAUUUUGAAGCUAGAUUUAAGCUUUAUUAAGUUUAAAGAAGGUAGACCAAAUAUCGAACAAAUUGUUAGUGGAAAUAUCAAAGCAUCGACUGGAUCGAUUUGCUUUGUGGCGUGUGGCCAUCCUGUAAUGGUGGAUGAUGUUAGAGCAUCUAUUGUUCAAAAUAUUGAUAUCAAUAGUAAUAAAAGAAUUGAUUAUUUUGAACAGUUACAGGUUUGGUCUUAA
Messenger RNA from Scheffersomyces coipomensis, 2265 nucleotides. RefSeq names its product Fre9p (gene FRE9). Gene Ontology annotation, cellular component: plasma membrane. The record is from RefSeq and is a predicted model, not a curated record. Bases 1 to 2265 code for a protein of 754 amino acids. NCBI's taxonomy places the organism in Eukaryota, Fungi, Ascomycota, Pichiomycetes, Serinales, Debaryomycetaceae. The transcript has a single exon. Gene Ontology annotation, molecular function: ferric-chelate reductase activity. Gene Ontology annotation, biological process: copper ion import; intracellular iron ion homeostasis; iron ion transport.